Molecule: messenger RNA, 1936 nt
Organism: Syngnathus typhle (broad-nosed pipefish)
Lineage: Eukaryota; Metazoa; Chordata; Actinopteri; Syngnathiformes; Syngnathidae
Exons: 10
Coding region: 82-1329 (415 amino acids)
Source: RefSeq, a predicted model, not a curated record
AGUCAGACCGCAUAAAGAAGCCGGCGUCAGACGCUCGACUCGUUAUUGUGCAUCGCACCAGUUGAGGUCCAGUCGUCAGUCAUGCGUUGCUGCUGCCUGUUGGUUUUGUCGCUGUUGGCCUGCAGCUGCCGGGCCUUGAACUACACGGGCUCGGCGUUCACCUACCACCCCCUCAAUGGCACGAACAACACGGCGGUCGUUCGCUACAAGGUGGCCUUCCAGGAGUGCAACAACGUCACCUUGGUGAACUGUCAGGGGGAGCUCUGCACAGUCAACUCGGUGUCUGUGAACUUUGUGGACGAGAACAGCGGAGAGUGGUGUCAAUAUGAAGUCAUUGUGCAUGUGAACAACUCCGAAGCACCUUUUUAUCUGGCACUAGAAGGCAUCAACUGGAUCGACAAUAUCAACAAUAUCACGGACGUGCACGCCUCGACACACCUCGAGCUGAGGACGAGGUCCGACACAGGUCGGCCAAAUUCGUCCCCCCGGACCACCAUGCUUCCCAUCUACAGGGUCCCGUCCGACUGCUACAGAGUAAUAAGGCUGCCCAUGUAUGACACAGACGGAGAUCGCGUUAUGUGCUUUGAGAAUUACAAAUUUCCCAAAGUUCUUCAUCACAAAGACGAUGGUCAUUUAGUCUAUCACGGCGUCUUCAAGGACGACGCGGAGGGCACAUACGCUGUAGAGCUGAUCAUGAAGGAUUUCCCACACGACGACUUGGGUCUAACUGACGCAAAUGGGGUCCAAACAUUUCACUCAUAUACGUAUCCCCUCAGCGAGGUCCCCGUUCAGUUUGUUCUGAAGGUGGAUCCACCAGUGGGGUCGUGUAGGCAAGGGGAUAUUGUACCCAGGUUUGAGCUGCCUACACCUGAAGAUGAAGCUCACCUUUACGCCUUUGUGAAUCAUACGCUGAACAUUGACAUUCGUGCAAGGGCGGUGAGAUCAAGCAUCAAACAAGUGCUGUUCAGCGGGCCGGCUGGCAUAGAGAAGAAGGAUUUAGGCGGCGGCGACUUUGUUUUGUCCUGGACACCGACUGUAGAAGAUUCGGGCCUACGUCACGCCAUCUGCUUUGUUGUUGAAGCGAUUCUAGAUCCAGAUCGCCAAAUUCACUCGGAGAUGCGCUGCGUCAUCGUAGCAGUUGACCACUUGUAUUUUGCCCUGGAUGCCAGGGUGUUGGUCCGAAGCCACUCAUCUGUUCAAUACGUCAUCGAACAACUCGGUUUAAAGGGGUUGAAGGAGUUGCUGAUUAAGCAAGGACUGCCCAACGACAUCCAAGUGCGAUUGGGGGAGAUAGAUAAUGAAUAUUACGGACACAAGCCGGCAAGAUAAUGGCAAGAUAAUGCCGGUUACACAACGAUAACGGUAACUAAGUCUGUAAUGCCUUUUCGUUGACGAAUAAAAUCGGGACUAAAUGUGAUUUAGAAAAUAAAAUUAGGAUAAAAUGUCAUUUUCAUUUACCAAAACGAGAUGUGACAAAAUGUCAUGCUAAAUCCCGAUGUCGUUUGAUUAUCUUCAAUCCCGAUCGGUAUGACGGCGUACUAGUCACCAAUAGUAUCAGACUUGUAUUUUUUUUUUCUUUUUCUGAAGAGUACUAAAUAUUAUUUGAUGUUUUAAGCACCUUGCUAGUUUUCUCGGUGAUCGCGUGUAUUGUUUAGGGCUUCUGAUUACCUAGUAGCAACUUCUGUAUUACAAGUCAGGUUACGCUUAGUUAACCAGUCAUUAGGCACCUUAAUAAGGUAGCAAUAUCUUUGUUUUUUGUAAUUUAAUAGUCAAGGCUCAUUAAAAGAAUGAGGCCAAUUGUCAUAUUUAACUUGUUGCUGCACAACCAGUUGGGGCAGAGCUGAUGCGCCACGCUCUCAAUGAGGCCUGGAGCAGAAUUUGACACUUUUGAAUUUGUAUUACCUCUCUUCGAUAAUAAAAAAAAAACAAGAGAAAA